This is a messenger RNA of Sclerotinia sclerotiorum 1980 UF-70, 1314 nucleotides long. RefSeq lists its product as hypothetical. The transcript is spliced from 7 exons. Gene Ontology annotation, cellular component: Rpd3L-Expanded complex; cytoplasm; Rpd3L complex. Gene Ontology annotation, biological process: regulation of gene expression. Lineage: Eukaryota; Fungi; Ascomycota; Leotiomycetes; Helotiales; Sclerotiniaceae. Gene Ontology annotation, molecular function: histone binding. The coding region runs from base 1 to 1314 and encodes 437 amino acids. The record is from RefSeq and is a predicted model, not a curated record.
AUGGCUCCUCAAUCAGAAGAUCAUGAUAUGAACAUGAGCCGACCCGUAGAUGAUAAUGAAGAUAUGGAGCAAAAGAUUAUCAACGAGGAGUAUAAAACAUGGAAGAAGAACAGUCCUUUUCUUUACGAUAUGAUUUUGAGCACUGCGCUAGAAUGGCCCACCUUGACAACCCAAUGGUUUCCCGAUGUUAAAGAACCAGCAGGAAAGAAUUUCUCGGUCCACAGACUUCUUAUUGGUACUCAUACAUCUAAUGGCGCACAGAACUAUCUACAAAUCGCAAACGUCGAGCUACCAAAAAAUGUCACCCCGAAUCAUGUUGAUUAUGAUGAGGAUCGCGAGGAGAUUGGAGGUUAUGGGAAAUCAUCAUCAGGGGAACAGGCGGCAAUCAAAAUGACCAUCGAACAGAAAAUCGAUCAUCCAGGAGAGGUUAAUAAGGCCAGGUACCAACCACAAAAUCCAAACAUCAUAGCCACUAUGUGCGUUGAUGGCAGAGUUUUGGUCUUCGAUCGUACCAAGCACAGCAGUCUUCCUAAAGGUAUUGUUAGCCCACAAGUUGAGCUUGUAGGACAUAAAAAGGAAGGUUUUGGUCUGGGCUGGAAUCCGCACGUUGCUGGCGAACUUGCGACUGGUAGCGAAGAUAAAACCGUCAGGUUAUGGGAUCUCAAUACUUUACAAGCAAAUGGUCAUCAAUUGAAGUCGAGUAAAGUUUACACCCACCACACUUCUAUCGUUAACGAUGUUCAAUAUCACCCUCUCCACAAAUCCCUCAUUGGAACAGUCUCAGAUGACUUGACCCUUCAAAUCCUUGACAUCAGACAACCAGAUACCGAUAAAUCAGUUAGCAAAGGGCAAGGACACACCGAUGCCAUCAACGCCCUGGCAUUCAACCCCGCAUCAGAAUUUGUCUUAGCUACCGCCUCGGCAGAUAAGACCAUUGGUCUUUGGGACUUGAGAAAUCUGAAAGAGAAACUUCACACCCUUGAAGGUCACAUGGAUGCUGUCACUUCUCUCGCUUGGCAUCCAACAGAAGAAGCGAUAUUGGGAAGUGGUAGUUAUGAUCGUAGGGUCAUUUUCUGGGAUCUUAGCAGAGUUGGUAUGGAGCAACUACCAGAUGACCAAGAGGAUGGACCACCUGAAUUAUUAUUCAUGCACGGAGGUCACACGAAUCAUCUUGCCGACUUCAGCUGGAACCAAAAUGAACCUUGGGUAGUAUGUAGCGCAGCCGAAGACAACCUAAUUCAAAUUUGGAAGGUAUCGGAAGGAAUUGUAGGAAAAGAUAUUGAGGAGAUCCCUAUGGACGAGCUGGAGCACUAG